AUGCCGGCUGGUAUUUCGACUCUGGCGCCGUCGACGGAUGCGGAAUCUUUCGAUUAUGAAGCGAAGGAUCCGCCGGCCUUUACAAUCUUACAGAAGGAUGGCCUGGACUCGAGUCUGCCUCUUUUACACGUCAACGAAGACGAUGAGAUGAAUGCGUCGCAACUUAUCAACUUAGAAAACAUGAAGAACGCGAUGAAGAAUAAUCUCUGCAAUCGCAGAGGUAUCAGCAAAUCCAAUGAACAUCUGGUCUUGGCUAGUCUACAGUCGAAUCAAGCCAAUCCUCUGAAGAAAAAACAUCAAAGUAAAAGUCAAGAUAGCUUAACGUUAUUUGAGGACAGACCACUUACAGUUAAACCCAGCCUUGUUUUAUCAACGGAAGAUUUCAACGAGGUGUUGAACGCAAAACUGAAAAAACUUCAAGAGCAAGUCGAGGCCGAGCAAGGCCGCAAGUCGCCUAAGAAAUCGAUCCUACCGCAGAAGAAGCCGUUCAUCACGACCGUGAAGACGGGGGAAUUUCUAAUGCCGCCACCGGAAGUGGCGGCCUUGCUCGGCAUAGCGCCCAGCGGAAAGGACGAAGAAGAGGCCGCAGACGGAUGUCCUCUGAAGAGUAGAUUCAAAUCACUAGUAUCGCCAACCAAGAGACCAGAAGUACGUCAUAAUAGCCAUAAUGCCAGAUGUCCAGCCGCCCUAAAGGCCACCGUAGAUUUUUCCCUCGGUAUGAUGAACGCCACUACCAUCGCCACCGCCUCAACCUUGAACGAGCAGGCAAGAAGGUUCAAGAGGAAUGAACUGGCCAGAUUCCCGCAGACGCCGCGAGCUUUACCGAAAAAGUUGGAACCGAUCGAGGGCAUGAUGAAUAUGCUGCCGAGACUUCGCGGUGAUCAAUCAGUUCCUUUCGGGAAUAUUAUGUUUGACCGCCGAGUGGCUCGAGGAAGCACAUUCGCUUCCGUUCCUACUCUUAUCGAUGGGGAACAAUCGAUAGCAGCGAGGCAAGCGGAAGCAAGACGAAGACAUUUGGCGAGGAAACGUGCUCAAAUUCAAACUUGUAGAGGACUCGUCGCCAGAACAGGUUCGCCUCCUCCAGUUCCUGGACGAAAACACGAACCGGUGCAAACGGAGAUUUUUCUCGAAGAGCUGACAGAAAAACCGGAUGAAUCCGAAGUAGCCACGCAGACCGAUUACUUCUUGGAAAAACCAGUACUACCAAACUAUUAUCCAGACAAAGUUGUUGGUCAAGACGCUUGCACGCAAAUCGAACCCGGGGAACUCUUCGACUACGACACUGAAGUCCAACCAAUUUUGGAAGUGUUGGUAGGCAAGACUAUUGAACAAGCCCUAAUCGAGGUUCUGGAAGAGGAGGAAAUUGCUGCUCUUAAAGAGCAGCAGAGAAGAUUCCAUGAAUUACGCAUGGCUGAAAAAGCUGAAGAACAACGAUUAGCGGAAGAGGAUAGAAGACGUCGAGAAGAAAAGGAUCAACGUCUGAAACAACAUGAAAAGGCGAUAAAAGCUCAACAAGAAACCGAGGAACGAGUUGCUGCUGCAGUAUUGUUAACAGGAUAUAUCGCUGAACUUUUACCUUCAGUUCUGGAGGGUCUUCAGAUGUCUGGCUACUUACUGGACGAAAUUAAGGCUGAUGUCGAAGAAGGUUUCAUGCCGUGGUUAAUGAAAGAAGUAAAAAAAGAAAUGGGUAACAUGAUUGAAAGCAGAGAACUGUUAAUGGAAAUUAUUAGAGAAAUCUUGGAGAAUCGUGCGCAAACAUACAGACAGCUUGGCGAAGAAUACGAUAUUUCCAGAAACAAGAAAUUAGCAAGCGUAUACAAUUUGGAAGGAGGUGAAACUGAUAGCAAUUUCAUGAAUUAUGAAUCACCCGCGACGGAAAAUCACGCAAUUUAGCGUGAUAAAUAAUUUGAUUAACAUGGAAAUGCUA
Messenger RNA from Cyphomyrmex costatus, 1927 nucleotides. RefSeq names its product Radial spoke head protein 3 (gene Rsph3). Gene Ontology annotation, cellular component: cilium. Bases 1 to 1893 code for a protein of 630 amino acids. The transcript is spliced from 10 exons. Lineage: Eukaryota; Metazoa; Arthropoda; Insecta; Hymenoptera; Formicidae. The record is from RefSeq and is a predicted model, not a curated record.